AUUAAUAAAGAGUUUAUAUGUCUCCCUUGUGAACCUUGGCCUUGAGACAAUCAGCUGGCCUGGGCGAGGUGGGGCAAGAGAGGGAGAACAAGCUUUUUUCCUUGAUAGGCGACAGUCACUGAGGGACGUACAUGCAGAGAGAAGCAGAGGAGGCAAAUAAAGGUUAAAAAUGGCUUUCCUGUCCAUACCAACUGCCAUCUUGCUGCUGCUGUUUUGGGUGGCACUGAAGGCUAUUAAGCAUUUCCUAAAGAAGUCUUCUCCAAACCCAUUCCAAGAAGUUGUGAAGGAUGAAGUAAAGCCUAAGGUUAUAGACCAGAAGAAGAGAGAUGCGGUCUUGAAACAAGGGUUCACAGAAGAGAAAGUCCCCUCAAACUUGGAUGCCAUUGUGAUUGGUAGUGGGAUUGGUGGCCUGUCUACUGCUGCCCUGCUUGCCAAGGCUGGGAAGAGAGUCCUGGUGCUGGAGCAACAUGAUCAGGCUGGUGGGUGCUGUCACACAUACAUAGAGAAGGGAUAUGAAUUUGACGUUGGGAUCCACUACAUCGGAGAUAUGAACACCCAGUCCCUCUCCAAGACAUACGUUGACCAGAUCACUAAUGGGCAGCUGGAGUGGGAACCUUUGGAGGAGGCUUAUGACCAAGUAGUUUUUGCUGAGAAGGAUAAGGAACCUCGCAAAUAUGAUGUGUUGAGUGGCGAUGGUAAGUGGGAAGAAUACCUCAUUGGAAGGUUCCCAGAGGAAGCAGACAACAUCAGGAGAUUCUUUCAGUUGGUGGAAGAUGUUCAUAAAGGAAAUCAGAAGUCCAUGAUUGUGAAAAUCUUACCCCUUUGGAUUGUAUGGCUGCUGAAGGUGACAGGACUCAUCAACUACUUUACGAAUUUCUACAAAUGGAAUGACAAAACAUGCAAGGAAGUUGUUGGGGAAAUAACCAAGAAUCAGGAACUGCGAGACAUAUUUUGCUACUGUUUUGGUGACUAUGGGACGCCACCAAGCAAAUCUGGCUUUCCCAUGCAAACUCUUCUCAUCUCUCACUUCAAGACAGGAGCUGCGUAUCCAGUGGGAGGAGCCUCAGAGAUUGCCUUCCAUAUCAUUCCUGUGAUUGAGGCAGCUGGCGGGAAGGUGCUUGUUCGGGCAGAGGUCAGCAAAAUCAUAACUGACGUUGCCGGCCGAGCUUGUGGCGUAGAGGUGAAGAAAGGGAGUGAGGAACUGGCAGUGAUGGCCCCCGUCAUUAUCUCAGAUGCAGGUCUGUACAACACUCUGCAGCGUCUCCUGCCAAAAGACAUUGCUGGCUGCUCCCGCCUGUGGGAUGUUGUGAAGACUACUGAACAUGGCCCUGGCUGCCUCUCAGUGUUUGUUGGUUUGGACUGUGAUGAGGAGGAGCUUCAGAUCCUGUCCAAGAGGAAUGCUUGGGUGUACACUGGAAAUGAUAUUGACAAGCUGACUCUGGACUACAUGAACCUGAGUAGAGAGGAGGCAAUGGAUGCUGACAUUCCGCUCCUCUUCAUUUCCUUCCCUUCCACCAAAGAUCCUGAGUGGAAGAAAAGAUAUCCAGGGAAGACGACCAUGGCUAUCGUGACCCUGAUGCCCUACGAGUGGGUUGCUGAGUGGAACAACAAUCGCGUCAAGAAGCGAGGAGAUGAGUAUGACUCAAUCAAGAAGACGUUUGGCCACAAAGCAGUAGAACAAGCCUGCAAUAUCUUCCCAUCCAUCAAGGACCAUGUUGACUAUGUGAGUGUGGGCACACCCGUCUCUAACAACUAUUACCUCGGAGCACCGCGUGGAGAGAUCUACGGCCUUGACCACACACGGGAGAGGUUCUCCGUCUGGAACAAUGCCAUUCUUAGAGCCAAGACAGACAUUCCAGGACUGUACCUGACGGGCCAGGAUGUGUGUUCCUGUGGGUUCAUGGGAGCGCUGUAUGGCGGCCUCUUCGGUGCCUGGGCUGUCCUGGAACGCAAUCUGAUGACAGACCUCAUCAAGAUCCACAAAGCCACUAAGCAAGCUGCCAAAAAGGAUGAGUGAGGGGUUGUGGUUCAGCAGCAAAUCUAUAUCUUUUGAUUGCUGAAAUGAAAGUAGUGUUUAGGUAACAUACACACAAAUUUUUUUUAUUGUUGUGUGAAUUUUCUGCAUUCAUUAAUAAUUUUUCCAUUAUCUGUGAUAUAAUAUAAUAAAAUUUCAGUAUCUUCAGUAUCUGCAAGAGUUAAGUUAUUAAUAAUAAGUUUAAGAGCAAUCGUUUUAUGAUGACAUGUUUUUAAAGAACAAAGGUACUCUGCAAGUAACCCCUUGCAUGUGUUUUGAAUCAGGGAUUGGCUUGAGCCUGAAAUUUUCCCAAAAACACGUAGUGCACAACUAUCAUAUUAGAAACAAAUUAGUACAACUUUGGUGCCUAUGUAUAUACUUGUAAGACCUUGUGUGAUGUAUUUGGUUUGAAGAAUCAUGUCAGUGUAUCACCUUUAAUCUAUUCAUUGUAGAUGAGUAACAGUGUUUUUCUUAUGACGUAAAUCAUUGAGAAAUACUGUGAAUUUGUCUUCCUGUUGGUGAGCACAAAAUACAGAUGCCAAUUAUUUUUUGUUAUUAAGCGAAAUUGGUUGUUUCUUGCAUAGCAAGUUAGAUAUGCAGUAUACUAAGCAUGCAAAAAUAUAUAUCUAUAUCUAUGUACUUUUCAUUAAUAAAUGGAAGGAAGGAAUGGAGAGAGAGGCUUGAAAAUUAAUAUGGAAAAAAAGUAGAUGACUGGAAAAGAAGCAGGAGAAAAGAUUAAAUCGGGAAAAUGUCCAUGUGGAUGCUGUGGGAAGGGAGUAGGUGUAAAUUCAGUCAUGUGCCCAUGUUGCAGGCAGUGGUGCCACCUUAGGUGCUCAGACCUCAGAGAUGUGAGAGUAGUGAAGAAUUUUACAUGCCCAGCUUACUUAGGAGACAGCAAGGACAAGAAACUGAGAGGGAUGAACUAGAGGUGAAUGGAGGAAAGCUGGAUGAGGUAGAACAUUUCUAUUAUUUGGGAAAUGUUCUGGACUGUGGCUAGUCUACUCUCAUGAAUCAUAGCAUCCCUGUAAAGAGCAGAGGAGGGGUGUACCUAGCAUGUAUCAGAUCAGUGAUGUAUGGAGCAGAAACGUGGGCUCUAACUAGAAAAUUGAUGGUAUUGAGAGCAAGUGAUCGCAAAAUGCUGAGGUAUAUGGUGGGGAUCAGGUGGCAAGACAGGGUGUCCAGUGCAGAUGUAGCUAACAGAUGUGGAGUAGAGGACCUGGAAACAGGGCUUAGAAGGGAAAGCCUCUGAUGAUUUGGACAUGUGAAGAGAGCAGGGGAGGAUACAGUGCUGGAAGUUGUGGAGAGAUUAGAGGUAGAGAAUAGAGGUAGAAGGAAGGAGACCAGUUGGUAGAUCCAGGAAAACGUGGAGAAGGUGUAUACAGACAUUGAUGGGAUUGGAUGAGCAUCGGGCAGAAGACAGUUGAAUGGAGGAGAGCCAUAAAGCGUCCAACUGCUCAGGAAGAGUGAAAACUGAUGUUAAACAAAAUGAUGAUGAUGAUGUGCUUUUCAUUAAUACUUAAUUCAAAGCUGUAUGUGAUAUCUGAAAGACUGCAAAAAACAGCCCUCUAAUAUUUAAACCAAAAUGUAGUGUAUUAUGAAAUGGCUUUUUUAAUUAUAGCAGUGCCAUAA
Messenger RNA from Eriocheir sinensis (Chinese mitten crab), 3643 nucleotides. RefSeq names its product all-trans-retinol 13,14-reductase-like. Bases 170 to 2017 code for a protein of 615 amino acids. The record is from RefSeq and is a predicted model, not a curated record. NCBI's taxonomy places the organism in Eukaryota, Metazoa, Arthropoda, Malacostraca, Decapoda, Varunidae. The transcript is spliced from 14 exons.